Molecule: messenger RNA, 1827 nt
Organism: Schistosoma mattheei
Lineage: Eukaryota; Metazoa; Platyhelminthes; Trematoda; Strigeidida; Schistosomatidae
Source: the annotation of a GenBank genome assembly
AUGUCAAAAGCACCAAAAGAAAAGGAAAUUGGUACAACUCGCUUACAGCUUUUGGUUGACAAAAUUACUACAUCUGGUUCCAAUAACGUUGAUUGUUCACUCGUUGAAGAGACUAUAAAUAUAUGCAGCGAGUCAAGUUCUACUGUUUCUGAUUUAUUUCGAUUUGUUACUGUUCAACUACGCCGUAAUCAUGCUCAGAUUCGACUUGGAGUGUUAAGAUUACUUAGAUUGUUAUCUUCUCCCCAAGCGAUCGUUCGUCAGUUAACCUUGAAUAUGAAUGACGCGACCAAAUUCAUUCCUUUGGCGAAAUGUCUUCGUAACUUGAUUUUAGAUAACUUACAGGAUACUUUUUCAUAUAUUGUACAGUUAGAAUCAUAUUCUGCGCCUAUGCUUUUACCAAAAGAAGCCGCUAAAGAAUUACAAUUUGAAGGAAUAAAACUUCUGCUUGAUUGGGAGUAUGAAUUAGAACAAGGACAUUUUGAUGUUACUCCUUGGAAUUUUGACCCAUCCCCGCCCCUAUCAUGGGUGCCAUCACAGAGAGCCAAAGGUCAAUUGAAAGCAUUUAUAAAUUUCCUCAAUUUGGAUAGUCGGCCCCUUGAACAACGUAAACAAAAGUCUCAAUUGUUCAAGAGUGAAGUAAUAAAAUCUCAUCGCCUUCUUAAUGAUUGCCUGAAUGAAAUCGAAGAAUGUAGCGAAUCGGUUGAAGAAAAUUUAGUCUCUUUGUCAACUAUAUUAGAAAUACUGGUUCCCAAUCCAACGUCUGAGUCUAGUGAAAUUGAUAAAACGGAAAUAAUCGAAAAUCAAUCAGAGACUGACCAUAAGUCCAUGACAACCAUGAACUCAUUUGAUUCUUUACGUUUGCAUGGAUGUCUUCCUGGAAGUUCAAGUGGUUUCGGUUUGGGCUCUACACUUACGAUUGAAAUUCAAUUGCCUUGUAAUAGUCAAGUUAAUUCAUCUAGAGCUUCAUUUGAACCAAAAAUCUAUAUUAAACGUUCGACAGAAACAAAAGAAUUAGAAGAGUCAGCUACAACUUUCGCUCGUUUAGCAGCAGAAAAACAUAGACCUAAACUUACGGAUUACUUGCAAACUUUGGAAAGUACUCACUCAAUGAAUUUUGCUGCAAAACUUUCUUCUAAACGAAAUGAAAAAAUCGAAAUUCUUAAACAGUGGAUUAGUCGAAUUCAAACCCUGACAUCUUUAUUCUAUGAUCGAAUCGAAUUCAUCGAUAGCGAACCAAUCCAUCGCGUAAAUAAUCCUGCCCGUACUUCUAUCUCUAGUGAUGACAGUGAUUUUGAAGAGGUAGUCAACACUACGUCAGAUACUGGUAAAUCACUAUGUUAUCCAAGUUCAUUACACGAAAAUUUAUCAUGCGGAAGAAUAGAAUCGAUUAACACUAGAAGUCUGUCCGUUGUUAAUAGUGAUCCCAACCAACAAAUAGUUCAGUUAACAAAUGAAGAUCAACCGAAGUCUCGGAAAGAUGGGACUGUUGUAACCGUAGCUCCUCGACAGCUGUUCUGUUGGGCUCCCUUGUUAUCUGGUUCAUUAUGCCAUCGAUGUGAUCCAAGCGGUCGAUGUCCUAUACAUGGCAGAAUUGUUAAACGUGACAAAAUAACUGGGAGACCGAUUAAUAUGAAUGACCGAAAACUUCUCCAAACAGAAAUGGAAUCUAAGAGAUUAGCUAGACAAAAAAAACUAGAUGAAGAAAUUAAGAAAAAAGCUAGAAGACAUUAUCCUGGUCUUACUAAUAUAUCAAAAAAGGAGGUAGGUGUCCGUGGGCGCCUGGAGGCACAAGUAAUGAAAAAGAAAGCAUUACGGAAGCGUUCAUGA